GGUCCGCCCCUGGUCACAGCCAUGGAGGCUGAACUGAGACUCCUUCAAUUCUUAUUCGAGGAUGAGAAAGAUAGGGACUGGGUUAUCCACCAAACCCCAUGGCAUAUCAAGGACAGGAUUCUCCAGCUUCAGUCCUGGGAGGCGGUCACUCCAGCAAUGGUGGAAUCAUUGGGAAGUGCUCCAUUUUGGGUAAAUAUUUGGGGAAUCCCCUCACAUUGUCGUACUGUCGCCUUUGGUCGUCGUAUGCCAGAGGCGAAAUUGGGAGAAGUCUUGGAUGCUGGUCUCUUUGGAAUCAACGGCAUGUCGGGUCAUUUUGUGAAGGUUAUGGUGAAUAUAAACUUGCUGGAGCCCCUACGUUCACAAUUAUUUGCCAGCAACCCAACUGUUGGUUAAAUGAAAACCUUAUACCCUGUCAUGGAGCCCCGUUGCAGAAAACAUUUUAGGUGAACUCGGUGACUCAAGGAAAGAAAAGAACUGGAGAUGGGGUUAAGCUUGGGGAGUCAUCAGCAAGAGAAGGGUCUAUGGUGCUGGCUCUAGCGGCAGAGAAAGGAAAGGGUGCGAUGGAGAGCCAGAAAGUGGCAGGGUCUCGUGAGGUUGCUGGGAAGAUGACUGAUGAUAAGGGGUGACAUAAGGCUUCCCAAAUUGCUUUAUGCCCUCUACGGACUCACAUGAAAAUGGUGGAGGCUUGGAGUAGGAACCUUACGCCUGCAUCAAACCCCUCACAAGUUUUGGCAAUGAUGAAUCACAGAUUGCUUCGCCAUCCUAACAUAAUUCGCUUUAAGGAGGUUCCUUGCCCAGCAAUCACUCUCCAAUCUCUGCAUUUUGUUUUCUUUGGUGCAAUUUUGAACUACAUUAGUGUUUUAAUUGCCUUUUUCCUUUUGAGGGUGUGUAAUUUUGCUGCAGGUCCUCACUCCAACCCAUCUAUCUAUGCGUCAUGGAGUAUGCUGCUGGUGGGGAGCUGUUUGGUGAUAUUGUAGGUUCUUUCAUUUUCUCCUCGCACGUAUACUUAAUUUGCUUAGUUACAACGGUAUGUCGUUGGAGCUAAUGUUGGGGUGUUGGGGGAAUUCGGGGUGCUUGCACUUGGCUAUUUCAUCUUAAGGAAAUCAAUUCCAUCCAACAAAUGAUUUCAUUUUUAGUAAGCAUGCCUAUAUGUGUGAUGAUCAUUCAAGGACUUUUUUUUAAGGGAAUGCUACUCAUUUGAUGGCCAUCAAUUGUCAGAGUCAAGCAACAAUGUGCGUCAAACAUUAGUAGAAAAAUCACUUUAUUGAGCUACACAAAAUAGUUGAUACCGCUACCAACUUUACGGACUCAAAGAGUUGGGAUAAGAGGAUUUGGACCUAUAUACAAACUUGAUUUACAUUGCUGUAAACUGAUGAGAACCACAAAUGUUUCCUGUUGCGUUGUUAAACUUUAUAUAUUGAUCGUAGUAUUUAUUCUGUCAUUCUAAUUAUUUAGGGUGUAAUGAUAGACAGACAAGUGAUUGUCAAGAGCCUAUCAAGCAAUUCUGGCCGACAAUUAAAGUAUAUGAUCUUUUCUUCAUGCAACCGUCAGCUGGAUAUAAUCUUUCUACUAUGAUCAUGUUUUCUCCAGGUAUUUUGUGGUUCUUUUCAGUUAUCUAUAUAUCAGAUUUGUCUGCUUUUUGUGAACAACAACAUGCUUUCUGUCAAUGUUUACUUAUCUUUCCUUGCUAUCUGCUCUGAAAUUCUUCCAUUCUGUCUUUGUUUGUACUUGAGAUAGAACCUACAAAUUAAUACCAACCCUCAUAUGUUAUUUGUUUCAUAAUUAAGGAUCUGAUGAGAUUACGCAAGCGAGCCAAGAAGAAGAUGAAAAAUUCAGACAAAAGAAAGAAGCAAAUUAGAGGAAAGCCAUGGUAGUUCUUACAUAGUUGAAACAAGAAGUUAUGAAGUAGGAAUAAAAUUUCAAUUUCUAAAUCUUCAUCCUUCCUUAGAUUUGUUAGAUUAUUUAUUGGCAUUGGUCACACCGAUUUGCUUUUCCUUUAAGGCAUUAGCUACACGCUUGACCUAUUUUCGUUGUUGUAACAAAUUAGUGCUUUAGCGAUUCCUGAUUUUUUGUGGUUCUUAUUUUUGUGGUUUUGUUUACUUUUAUGUAUUCUUGAGGUUGGAUAGACAUCAGGUCUUCAUAAUUUGUUGUUCCACUGUAAUUUGCUUUCUAAAUAUGCAUGGAAUUAUAGGAGUUACCUAAGAAUUCGAUGGAAACAAUUUUAGAUCCCAAAUUUGUUGAUGCCGCCUCAUUUGUUUGUGGAAACUACAUAUUCAGCAUGAUUUAUGUCCCUUACCCAAAGGAGUUUGACAUGAUUUGAUGAUCUUUCUAGCAUAUGUAAUAACAUGCUCAAUGUGCAUAUUUAGUUCUUCAAUUUAAUAUCCUGCUCAAUGUAGCUCAACCGAGCUAUAGGAUUCUUUGCCUCAUUUGUCACUCAAAGGUGUAUACUGCACUCCCGUAGAUGAAUUGGAGUCUUUGAGUUAAUGAAUUUUGUGCUCUAUUUUCUAAUUUACACUAGCUGAAGCAUCAAAUUUUUUGUUCUGGAUGAGAAAUGGAUCCGUUUAGAAGUUUGUAAAAUCAUUCAAUGUGCCGAUGAGAUGCUAUCAAACAUAAAAAAAAGGUUUCUAAAGAUGCUAUCACAAAGGGGAGCUUCAUUUCCAUCCUUUUCUCUUUCUCAUUAAUUAGCUGUGGCAUAGGUUUAGAUGGUUGCAGGAAAUUAUUAAUGCCCUGUGUAUUACAGUUUGUUUAGUCACAAAAUCACUUUGCCGUUGAAUUGUUUGCAUCUAUCUCUCUUUCAGGUCGAAGAUAUGAUCGAUCUUCUUUUGUUUUAGUGUUGUUGCACUUUCUUUAUCCUGCUAUCAUAAUUCCCACAAAAAUGCUAGAGUCUUCUGUGAUGUGUGUGCAUUUCAGAAAAGAGUUAACUUGCUUCUGACCAGUAUGUUUGUUCCUCUUUCUUUACAUUGUCAGCUUCCCACUCUUACAUAUAUAAUGUUACUGAUAAUCUGAUAUACGUUCUCCUUGCUUCAGGCACUUGCCUGUCACCUCCUGCUGAUUUCCCUGUAUCUGUGACUGUGAGCUAGAGCGUGUUCGUAGCAGGGACCAAAAAAUUACGCCAAUCAAACACAUAUUGUGGUCAUGGCCAUUCAAGUAGUUCUCCAGUUAAUGAUUUGGUUAUGGCCGUUCAAGAGCAACAUAAUUGUGCUAUAAGGAAAUUACAAAGUCAUAGGUGCAUUCGAGGAGUUUUGGAGGUUUACAAUUGGUUGUCCAAUUUGUCGUUAUCAAGACUGGUCACAAUGCGAUUAUGUUGCCAUAAGUUUAGUUCUCGUAGCAGCGGUUAUUGAUUCAAGUAUCUUAUUGAUUUUUAACUCUUAAAUCAUUUACACUUUCGUUGGUUACCUUACCUUUUUAACUCAACCAACACACCAAGGGUGGUGGAAUUAACUAGUAGAGUACAA
Linum trigynum is the source of this 3455-nucleotide messenger RNA. NCBI's taxonomy places the organism in Eukaryota, Viridiplantae, Streptophyta, Magnoliopsida, Malpighiales, Linaceae. The record is from the annotation of a GenBank genome assembly.